This is a messenger RNA of Clavispora lusitaniae ATCC 42720, 1500 nucleotides long. RefSeq names its product asparagine--tRNA ligase. Gene Ontology annotation, cellular component: mitochondrion. The record is from RefSeq and is a predicted model, not a curated record. Gene Ontology annotation, biological process: asparaginyl-tRNA aminoacylation. Gene Ontology annotation, molecular function: ATP binding; asparagine-tRNA ligase activity; nucleic acid binding. Lineage: Eukaryota; Fungi; Ascomycota; Pichiomycetes; Serinales; Metschnikowiaceae.
AUGCAUAUACUCUCGGGGAAGGCUGUCUUUCAGGUGCCCAAAGCUCUUGCUUGGAGCUGGCCGAGCAGAUGUCUUUCUGGUAUUUCAAGGACCAUUCAAGAGGUUUUUGAUAACCCGCCAGAAACAAACAGCACCAUCACAACUCAUGGCCACAUCAAGUCUAUUCGAACUUUCAAGAAUAUCGGAUUCAUAGACAUAACCGACGGUACCAUCUUUCAGACUCUCAACGUUGUUCUUUCGAACCCCGAGGAUGUCUUUGCUCUGGGAAAAUACAAAGUAGGUCAGAGUGUCUCCAUUUCAGGACUGUGGGUUCAGUCGAAAGGAAAUCAAAAGUACGAGCUACAAUAUGACCACCAUAACCCUCACCAUUCUAUCAAGUUGAUUGGAGUUGUCUCAGAUGAUUAUCCUAUUCAGAAGAAAGUACAGUCAUUAUCUUAUUUGAGAAGCGUGCCUCAUCUUCGCCAUCGGACAGCCACAUUGGCUUCCAUCUUGCGAUUCAGAUCCCGCGUUGAGCAACACGCUAUGAAUUUCUUUGCUAAAAAUGGAUUCACGAAAGUGGCACCACCACUCAUCACGUCCUCUGAUUGUGAGGGUGCAGGCGAAAUGUUCUCGAUCGAACCAUUCACCAAAGCAGACUCGAAGGAGAAGUUUUUUGGCCAAGAUGCUUUUUUGACCGUUUCCACACAAUUGCAUCUUGAAGUGUUGGCUCCCUCAUUAAACCGAGUUUGGACUCUCACUCCAUGUUUUAGGGCUGAGCAGUCCAAUACUAAUAGACACCUCAGUGAGUUUUGGAUGUUAGAAGCAGAAGUUUGUUACGUGGAGAACAUAUCGCAAUUGACCGAUUUAGUUGAAGAUUCUAUUAGGCUGAUUGCAAAGGACUUAAAAACAGAUCCGCCAUUACAGGCUGGAGGCUUGAAUGACUUGACGAAAGCAAGAUACUCGGAAUCUGAGCAGCUAUUAGUCCAACAACGAUGCGACUCUUUGUUAGGAGAAAAUCGUUGGCCAAGUAUUACUUACACAGAAGCCAUUGAUAUUAUUAAUUCUGUCAAGAACAAGGGACGCCUGAAAAAUAGAAUGACCUGGGGAGAUUCUAUUCUGACAGAACAGGAAAAAUGGCUAGCUGGAACACAUUUUCAAUCGCCUGUAUUUGUCACAGAUUAUCCAAGGGAACAGAAGCCUUUCUAUAUGCCUCUUUCCAAAUAUGGCUUGGAUAAGGAACGUCCAACUGUGGCCUGUUUCGACUUGAUAGUUCCUGAAUUCGGUGAACUCGUAGGAGGCUCAUUGAGAGAACACCGCCACGAUGAGUUACACCAAGAAAUCAUUAGACGAGGUAUGAAUGCCGAAUCAAUGCAAUGGUAUCUUUCUCUUCGCCAAAAUGGAACGGUGCCGCACGGAGGCUUUGGCAUGGGCUUCGAAAGACUUAUUGCAUACCUUGCAGCCAUAGAGAACAUCAAAGAUAUAUCUGCAUUUCCUAGAGCACCGCAGAUAUGUCCUUGCUAA